Molecule: messenger RNA, 1333 nt
Organism: Melitaea cinxia (Glanville fritillary)
Lineage: Eukaryota; Metazoa; Arthropoda; Insecta; Lepidoptera; Nymphalidae
Product: copper homeostasis protein CutC
Exons: 4
Coding region: 64-867 (267 amino acids)
Molecular function (GO): copper ion binding
Source: RefSeq, a predicted model, not a curated record
AAACUUUUAUAGUUUUGUCUGUUUUAACGAACUAAAUAUUAAUUAGAUUGCUCUUCAAAGACAAUGUCGAAGACUGAUGAUAAGGAAUUUGAAUCGAAAAGUACUAAAUUAGAAGUGUGUAUAGACUCUUUGGAAUCAGCAAUAAAUGCUCUAAAUGGUGGUGCAGAUGAGUUGGAAUUAUGUAGUUCACUCGCAGAAGGCGGUUUGACUCCUUCUCCAGGACUUGUUAAGGAAAUAACAAAAUUAAUUAAAAAUGAAACUAAAUGGGAUAACCUGCAAAAUAAUAAGAAACGUAAAGUAAACGUUAUGAUAAGAUGCAGAGGAGGAUCAGAUUUUUGCUAUAAUGAAAGCGAAAUGAAAACAAUGCUCUCCGACAUAGAGUUUUACAAAGAACUUGGCGUCGAUAGGUUUGUUUUUGGAGCACUAACAGAUGACCAGGAAAUUGACAUUGUAAACUGUACUAAAGUUAUAGAAAAAGCACGCCCCAUACCAGUUACUUUCCACAGAGCAUUUGACUUGUGUAAGGAUCCUAGGACUGCCGUUGCAGAUAUUAUUUUUCUAGGAUUUAAUAGAGUUUUGACUAGUGGACAAAAAACCUCUGCCGCCGACGAGAUGGCUCUUCAGCUUCUGAAGUUCUUAUUAGCGAAUUAUGGUGAUAAAAUAGAAAUAAUGCCUGGUGCUGGUGUAAAUUGUGAUAACGCCAAUGUUUUUGUAGAGUCGGGUUUUUAUAUUAUUCAUAGUUCUUGUAGGAAAAUAAAGUUGUUGGUUGAUGUUAAUAGUGAUUUGAAGAUGGGUACUAAUGAAAUCUACGUGACGGAUGAAAGUAUUGUAAAAAUGUUGAAAGAAAUUAUAAAAAGUCAUUCAUAGUUAUGUGUUUUAAUACAGUUAAAAGAAUAAUAACAAUAGUACCAUUUAUAGAGAUACAUGAGUAGGCAACUCAUCUCAAUGAUUUUCAGUUGUUUGGGAACCAUUUUAAAUAAACUAGGUUGGUAGCGUCGGCAGUCUUAAAUAGUUCAAACUCGUUUUACAAAAUUUUCAUAAGUAGAGACAUAAAUAAAAGACUAAAAGCAUAUUUAUUGUGAAUUUUAUGCUCAAAUAAAAAGCUGGUGAUGUAGAAAAUCUCAGAAAGAUCGUUCCUAUGUCGUUUUUUUAGAGUCAAUAAAUAUUGCGUGGUGUUUCCCUGUUGAAAAAAAUCGCAUACAACCCCAUAAAACAUUGACAAAUGCAGACCAAUUUUUUAUACCGAGUUAUGAGAUCUGUGAGAAUUUGGCAGUUAGGCGCUACGUUUGUAUAUUCUUAUAUAACGAGGUGAAACUAAUUUUAUUAUUCAUCA